UAUUCUCAUUGAUUGAUCGUCGACGUCGAUUGGUUGAUUGACGUAGCGUAUUCUUUCUUUUUGGUUGAGACAGGAACGGCCAACAACUUGCAGUAUGGCACCGAAAAAGACUUCAAAAGUAGCCCCUCCUCCUUCUGCUCUCGUUAAAAAGCAACCGAAAAAGACAACCAAAGAGAAAAACCCUUUGUUUGAAAGCCGACCCAAGAACUUUAGCAUUGGUGGAGAUAUUCAACCAAAGAGAGACGUUUCUCGUUUCGUUCGCUAUCCGAAAUAUGUGCGUCUUCAAAGACAGCGCAAAAUUCUUUUGACCAGACUGAAGGUGCCACCAGCAAUCAAUCAGUUUACGCAUACUUUGGACAAGAACGUUGCUAAACAGCUAUUUCGCUUGUUGAUGAAGUACAGACCGGAAUCCAGGUUAGAAAAGAAGCAACGCUUGCGUGCUAUGGCGGAGACCCGAGUUGCAGGUCAAGAUCCUACACCUACCAAGAAACCCGUAUUUGUAAAACACGGUGUGAAUCAUGUAGUGGAAUUGGUUGAGCAGAAAAAAGCGUUAUUGGUGGUUAUUGCACACGAUGUGGCGCCUAUCGAACUCGUCGUUUAUUUACCAGCCUUGUGUCGCAAAAUGGAUGUUCCGUUCUGUAUUGUGAAAGGCAAGUCCUCACUGGGUACAAUAGUCCACAAGAAAACUGCCACCUGCCUUGCCUUUACGGAUGUAAAGCCAGAGGAUAAGCCGGAGUUUAGUAAACUUGUGGAUAUUGUGCGUUCUCAAUACAACGAUAAAUAUGCAGAGUUGAGGAGACAAUGGGGAGGCGGUAUCCUCGGUGCGAAAAGUCUUCAUCGUUUGGAGAAACGACGCAAGGCAGUAGAAGAAGAAGAAGCAAAGAGAAUGAAAACUUAAGUAUUUUCGAAGGUAUCAUAAAUAUUCUAGAGAUAUUUUUACAGUUCAACCAAAGAAUAAAAAGCUUCAACUUUGUCCCUUAGCUCUGCACUUGCAGUGGACCAAGUGACUGGAGAUGAAGGUGUUGCCUACACAGUAUUCAACUUUCA
Molecule: messenger RNA, 1047 nt
Organism: Galdieria sulphuraria
Lineage: Eukaryota; Rhodophyta; Bangiophyceae; Galdieriales; Galdieriaceae
Product: 60S ribosomal protein L7Ae isoform 2
Exons: 3
Coding region: 95-898 (267 amino acids)
Biological process (GO): ribosome biogenesis
Cellular component (GO): ribonucleoprotein complex
Source: RefSeq, a predicted model, not a curated record